UGUAUAUUCCUCCCUAAGUGCCACCCCCACCAACUCACUAGAAGUUAGUAUUGUAUAUAUAUUUGAACAUUCCUGAGAAAUUUUUGAAGACGAUGGGGUAUGAUGUGCCGGAGGGAGUUGAAAUAAGGGGAAGAUAUGAUGAAGAAUUUGGUGGAAUUUUGAGUAAAGAUGCUCUGCAGUUUGUGGCGGAUUUGCAGAGAGAGUUUAAGAAAGAUAUUGAGUAUGCUAUUGAUUGCAGGAAGGAGGCUGAGGCGAGGUACAGUAAUGGGGAGUUGCCGGGAUUCGACCCGGCAACCAAGCUCAUCCGAGACGGCGACUGGGUCUGCGCCGCAGUGCCGGAGCCGCUGGCUGAUCGGAGGGUGGAGAUCACUGGCCCUGUGGAUAGGAAGAUGGUCAUCAAUGCCCUCAAUUCCGGAGCCAAGGUUUUCAUGGCUGAUUUUGAGGAUGCACUUUCACCAACUUGGGAGAACUUGAUGAGAGGGCAGGUUAACUUAAGAGAUGCUAUCAAUGGAACUAUAAUGUUCCAUGACAAAGGCAGGGACAGAGUUUACAAGCUCAACCAACACACUGCGACACUCUUUGUCCGCCCCAGAGGCUGGCAUCUGCCGGAGGCUCACAUCCUCAUCGACGGCCACCCCGCCACUGCUUGCCUUGUCGACUUCGGCCUCUAUUUCUACCACAAUCACUCCCUAUUUCGCCAAACUCAAGGAAAAGGAUUUGGACCCUUCUUCUAUCUCCCUAAAAUGGAACACUCCAGGGAAGCCAUGAUAUGGAACAGAGUGUUUGAGAAGGCGGAGAAAGUGGCCGGAAUUGACAACGGGAGCAUCAGGGCCACCGUACUCAUUGAAACACUCCCGGCCGUCUUUCAAAUGGAUGAAAUUCUCCACGAGUUGAAAGAUCACUCGGCCGGAUUGAACUGCGGCCGAUGGGACUACAUUUUCAGCUACAUCAAGACAUUCCAAGCUCAUCCCGACCGACUUCUUCCCGACAGAGUCCAAGUCUCCAUGACUCAGCAUUUCAUGAAAAGCUACUCCGACUUGCUCAUCAAGACUUGCCAUAGACGCGCCGUCCACGCUAUGGGAGGAAUGGCGGCUCAGAUUCCAAUCAAAGAUGAUCCGGAGGCGAAUGAGGCGGCUAUGGAGCUGGUGAGGAAGGACAAGCUGAGAGAAGUGGAGGCAGGGCACGACGGGACUUGGGCAGCCCACCCGGGCCUAAUCCCAACCAUCAUGGAGGUUUUCAGCGGCAGGAUGGGCGACAAGGCCAACCAGAUACAAGACGAGGCAGAUGCAUCAGGCGCCUGCACAGAGGCCGACCUGCUCCAGCUGCCAAGAGGCGUACGCACCAUGGAGGGCCUACGCCUCAACAUAAGGGUCGGAAUCCAAUACCUGGCAGCGUGGCUCAAGGGAGUAGGAUCAGUGCCGCUUUAUGGCCUAAUGGAGGAUGCUGCCACGGCUGAGAUAAGCCGAGCGCAGAUUUGGCAGUGGAUCAAAUAUGGGGCGGAUUUGGACGGAGACGGGCUGGGCGUCAAGGUCACACCUUCCCUAUUCGACAGAGUGGUAGCUGAGGAAAUGGCGAGGAUUGCGAGUGAGGUCGGGAAGGACAGAUUUGAUAGUGGGAGGUAUGAUGAGGCUUGCAACCUAUUCACAAGGCAAUGCUUGGCACCAAAGUUGGAUGAUUUUCUCACCCUUGAUGCCUAUAGCAAAAUUAUUGUGGUUGAUUAGUCUUGCAUUGUCUGAAGAUUGGAUUUGUGUUGCUUCUUCAUGUUAUGAUUGUCUCCAAGUCUACAACUUGUCAAUGUGAACUAAUGUUUGUUCUGUGUGUGAA
Molecule: messenger RNA, 1824 nt
Organism: Salvia hispanica
Lineage: Eukaryota; Viridiplantae; Streptophyta; Magnoliopsida; Lamiales; Lamiaceae
Source: RefSeq, a predicted model, not a curated record